AGUCACGUGAUCAAUAUGGCAAAAGAGAACUUAUGAUGAGGAGAAAAAUCAAUGAUUCGACAAUGAUAUAUUGAAUUUUUAUAAGAAAUUCAAAACUAGAAGAAGGGAAAAGGUGAUAUGUCCUCUGUAAAGGUGGCCGUUCGCUGCCGACCCUUCAGCCAACGUGAAAUAGAAUUAAACUCAAAGUCAAUAAUCGAACAAGAUGGACAUACUACAACUAUUAUUAAUAACAAAAUUCGGCCAAAUUCCAUUGAGGGAACAUUGGGAAGAGAGCGAUAUAAAACCUUCACUUACGAUUAUUCAUAUAAUUCAUUUGACAAGCAAAAUAGAAACUUUGCAUCUCAAGAAAAAAUUUUUAAAGAUUUAGGUGAAGAAAUAGUCGAAUCGGCAUGUCAAGGUUACAAUGGUUGUGUGUUUUCUUAUGGUCAAACGGGUUCGGGGAAAACUUUUACAAUGACCGGAUCAUUAGAAAAUGCAGGCCUAACUCCUCGAAUGUGCCAAAAACUAUUCAAUAUGCUAAGCGACGAGCAAAGUUCUUACAGAAUCGAAAUAAGUUAUUGCGAAAUUUACAACGAAAAAGUUCGAGACCUACUGAGGGAUUAUGAUUCAGAUGCAAAGCCCCUGAGGGUUAGAGAACAUCCAAAAGACGGGCCAUACGUACAAGGCCUAUCUAAACAUAGUGUAUUUACUUAUGAAGCUGUUGAAGAAUUUAUCCGUAAGGGUAACGAUCUAAGAGCAACAGCUUCAACAGCUUUAAACGAUGUAAGCAGCAGAUCCCAUGCAAUUUUCACCAUAUCGUUUAUACAAGCCAAAAUGGAAGAUGAUAUACCAAGUGAGAUUCAUAGUAAACUUCACCUAGUUGAUUUAGCUGGAAGCGAGCGUGCUGAUGUCUCUGGAACGAGUGGCCUGCGUUUAAAGGAAGGUGGAAGUAUCAAUAAAUCUCUAGUUACUUUGGGAAACGUUAUAUCGACUUUAGCUGAUUUAUCUGAUAAGUUUGCGAGUGUACGAAAGAAUGUCUUCGUACCUUAUCGUGAUUCCGUCCUUACAUGGUUACUAAAGGAUAGUAUAGGCGGAAAUUCGAAUACUGUAAUGAUUGCCACUAUUUCACCUGCUGAUUGCUGCUACGCUGAGAGUCUAAGUACUCUACGCUAUGCUCACCGUGCUAAAAAGAUCCUUAACCAACCAAUAAUUAAUGAAGAUCCAAACGUGCGCCUUAUAAGAGAAUUGAAGGAAGAGAAUAAUCGUUUAAGGGCUCUCUUGGCUCAAACUGGAUCACCUGUAGAUGUCCUGGAAAAUCAGGAACGACUCAACAGAAAUGAAGCUAGAGUAAAAGUUUUGACCGAAAGGUGGGAAGGUCGUUGGAAAGAGGAAACAUUUCGUAUUCUUGAUGAAACUGCUUUGGAUUUGAAACGGUCAAAAUGUGGUGGAAUCAGAGUUGAAUCUGAACAACCCCACUUUAUUGGUUUAGAUGAUUGCGAAGGAACUGUACUUAUUUUUCAUUUAUCUAAGAAACGAACAACCGUUGGAAGAGAUGAAGGUCAACAUAAUGUUGAUAUAGCACUAAAUGGUCCUGAUAUAGAGCAAUUCCAUUGCGAUAUUGAAAUUCAAGAUGACGGUCGAGUGACGUUAUCGCCCAGAAACGGGGCAAAAGUUUUCAUCAAUAAUCGAAGAGCUGUAAGCUGCGUGGCCGUUUGCCAUGGAUCAAUCAUUCAGUUUGGUCAACAUAUGUUUAGAUUCAAUAAUCCAGCCGAGGCUCAAAAGGAGAAUUGCAACAAUUCGAAUGUUUUGAUAAGUAGAAAUUUUAGCUGGACUUCGUCUCCUUCAAUUCCAGAUUCAGGCUGCGAAUCACAAAACGACAACAAUCGUUCGUUUUCUGCAUCUAACCCUUGUUUAAGUGUACAAGAUCUGGGAGAUAGUGAUGAACACCAUAUAAGAUCCGAAGCGGAUAGAUUGUCGAAAAUAUUAGAGCAGGAAGCGCUCAAAGCUGAGAUUGAAGAGGAAAAGAAGGAGCUUGUCAAUUUAAGAGAGAGUGCCAAGAAAGCUAGAGAAGAAGUCAAACGUUUAAGCGCAAAUGUAGAAGAAGAGGCUAGGAAAGCCUUAGAACAUUCUGAAAACGUUAUGAUGAAACAAGAACAGACUUGGAAGAGGCUAUCAGAAGAGAGGCAAAAACAUGUUAGGGAGGCUAAACAGGAGCAAACAAGAUUAGAAAGAGAGCGUCGAAUUGAGCACGAAAUCUUUUCCCAAGAGAUGAAUGAUAUAAGAAAUAUGGUGGAUCAAGAGAUUACGGAUAUGCGAAAUCUUAUGGAGUUGGCAAGUAUUACUGAGUCUGAAAGCUCAAUGUUAAGUGAAGAGGAGAUCAAAACGAUUAUGCUUCCCUUACAAGUGUCCAAUAGGCCAAAACAAUUAAACAUUAAUACGAAAACAUUAGAGAAAGACGAUAAAAAGGGCGAUAAGAAAGAGGAAUUAAGUCCUGAUUCUUUAAAUGGCCUAGAUAUUAGUACACCUAGCGAUAAUGAUAUAGCUACACCAAGCUCUUUAGGCAGUCUUACAGAAUACAAGUUAGAUUUAGGUUCAGCCUUUGACGUCACUCCAGAUGCUGAGGAGGAAUGUCCUACUAAACGCAAAUUAUUUUCGGAUUCCCUGGAAGGCCGAGAAGUAACAGUUGAGGUUAUUGACGGCUACGAUUGGUCUCUUCCUGAUGAAUAUUUAAAGAAAACAGCUUCAAUAUGUUUAUCAGACACAGAAUCUGAAUGUUACUUUUCCACGAAAGAAUAUUUAUCGGAAGAAGAGGAUCUGGAUGAUGAUAUGACAACAUGCUUAACAGAGAGUGUUGUUUCCGGAAAGGCUUUUCAUUUGGCAGAAAAAGUAACAGAAUUACAUAACGCGAUUUGCUCAGCGAUUCAAAGGAAAUAUGGCUCUGUGUUAUCGGACGAUGGAAUGGAACUAUUUCAGAACAUCAUACCUAAUUUAUUCUCAAUAGUGAGACCAUUGUUUGAAGAAUUAGAGAGACAAUGCGAAAGAGAACCGGAUUCUUGCCUCGAAUCUCAAUUAUCGACUCACGAUCAAACUUUAUCGACUUUAGAUUCUAUACUACAAACUCAUGAAUCGGUUUGUCAAUUGGAUACAGCUAUUUCUAGCAAUAAUUGGUCGUUUGCUUACGAUAAAUUAAAUGAAUCGAGGAAAUAUCUAGGAGAAAUCGAAGUAAAUUCUGAGAUUGAAGUUGCCUCAAAAAAACUUUUGCAAACUGAAGCUUGCGUUCUUCGGGAAAAACUUUUUUAUAAUCUAAGUGAAAAAUGGGACGAAUAUUUUCGUUUUAAAAUCCCUUUAAAUCCAAAAGUAUUUAAACGACAAACAAAAAACACAUCGCUCCAUAUAAAAAAAACCACUCCUGAUUGUAUAGCUCACUGCAUUGAAACAAUGCAUAAGUGUAAUCUUCUCAAAAAGAGACUAAAAACAUUUAGCGACAAACUACUUAACUAUUUUAUAAAAUCCAUUGUAUCAGAUUCAUCAGUGAAGGUUGUUGUUGAAGAUGAACCAAGUGCUAUGGUUUUGAGAUUAUCAUCAAUCGGUCAUCGGUCAUCAUCUGCUCCUAAUGCUUGGAGUGUUCUAGAAAGUUUACAAACAGUUUUUUUCUUUCUUCAUAGACCUUUUAGAGGGUGCUCUAUCGGUCAAGAACCUUUAACUCAGGCCUUUGGAGAUAAUAUUUGUCCUUUAAUGUUUGAAGAGUUGUUUAAUAAUUGCCUUAGACAUUUAAUGCCAGAAAAAACUUGCGAUUGGGCUACUUUUGAUCAAAUAGUAUCGGAAGCGGAAAAAUUUCAAAACACUCUGAAUGUUUUAGGUUUUUUAAAGUUAAAUAACGAAGAGAGAGGAAAGAAAAAUUUGUUAGAUUAUUUUAAUAAUGUUUCGUCGUUAUUCGUUCAAGCCCGAAGUCAGGAAGUUUUAAGAAAAGUUCAUCAAUUACUUGCUCAGGAUAUGAAAAAAACGGUUCAGGUUACCGCUGAACAGCCACUCGGAAAGGAUUUCUCCUGUUUCGACGAUCUAACUCUAAUUGAAAGUACAAUUAAACCCAAAAGUCAAAUUCGAAGACCACAUAGCUUUGUUGAAGGAUGGAAAGGGCCAGAGGAACCGUGGAAGCUCACUAAACCAACGAAGGACCUCGAAGUUUUUGUCAGUGAAAAUAAAAGAAGAGUUGCACAUGCCUUAAAGCUCCCAAAGUGUCACGUUAGCAUAGCUAUCAGACAUAUAGUGAUCUUAUCUUAUAGCAUACUAAAACAAGCUGACGAGAAUAGUAGGGAUGGAGCUACAAAUUUAGCUGUAACGAUACGUCAUCUGGCGGAGAGUGUUUGCGAUUUUUUGCCUAAAAAUUUUAUUGUAUCCGACGCUUACCUGGCGGCGUUGCAUAAUAAUAAUUGUAUGUAUUUCGCUCAUCAUCUAUUGAUUAUGGACGCUGUAUUAUUAAAAAGAAUGAAACAAUAUAACGGUAUGGCGGACGUAAUCAGCCGGAUUCGAAAGUUGGGAAAUCAAUUUUUUGCCGAUUACAUAGAAUACGAAAAAGGAAUAUUAACAACUUGUUUAAUGGAAGCAAAGGGUUUUGUUUGCGCUGCCGACGAUGAUGAACGUAUUAGUAAAUCUCUUUCAAAUACUCACCUGAGAUUACAUAACGUCUCAACAGUUUGGCGCGAUAGUUUACCGAUAAAUACUUUCUUUAGAGGUCUAGGAUCGUUAGUUCAAUUUGUUGUUCUGCACAUAACUACUUGUUUGUUAACAAUUACGGAAUAUUCGUUACAAGACUGCUCGACACUAACUAUAAAGCUUUGUUCCUUCUUACAAACUUGCCCUCAGCUGUUUUUUAUCGAAGAGGCUUCGAAUGCUGUCGAAGUCGUUUGCCACGAUCACGUUUCCAGCUGGUUGCGUCUGAAUGAAAUUGUUAGGUUGUUGGACGCCAAGUUGGCAGAUAUCGAGGACAGAUGGGCUUCUGGUAAAGGCCCGUUAGCGUUACACUUGAAUGCAAACGAAGUAAGACAGCUGGUAGAGGCCAUGUUUGAAGAAAGUCCUAAAAGGCGAGCUUUACUGAAGAAUCUUACUUAAAUGGAGGAGAAAAGAACAAAUUUAUUUUGAAAUCGUUUUAUUGUUUAUUUUCUAUAUAUUUUAUUUAUUCGAUUAAUGUCUCAAUCCACCUCUUUUAUUUUUUUGUAGCUUUAUUACAAAAGUAUCCUAAUUUGUUUUUGGUUAUGUUUGUUACAGUUAACUUAACUCCUUCACGGUUAAUGCAUUUUAGCGACGAGCGUGUUCUUUAAUUUAUUUAUUGACUAUGUUGACAUUAAAUUGAUUGACAUCCAAGUUAAACGUAAUUUAUUUAAUCAAAUUGAUGAUAUGCACAAUAUCGUUGUAUAGGUAAAGAGUUAACAAGGAGAGAAUAACAAAAACAAAAAUAUAGAGAACGGGGAUGGAGGAGGAAUAGAGAUAAAGAUAGAGAUAGUUAUAUUUAAGUAUGGGAAAAUAGGUAUAAACUGUAUAGAUACUGUCUCUCUUUCUUACGCUUUUUUCGUUCGACAUCAAUAAUUAACGAAUACGGCAGGUAGUCUUGUUCAAAGUCUACAAUUAGUAAAUAGACACGUGCGUCUCAUCUCAUUGAGAAUCGAUCAUCGAUUGUGAUGAAAGGAAAAAUACCAUUCAUUGAGUAUCGGGAGCCGAUUUCGUUCUAAAUAAUGACGUUUUUUCGAUAAUUUUUGGUAAUGGCAUUUUAUCUCGGAAAGGGGACAAACUGGGAGAUUCUGUUGGAAGAGGCCUCUCCCUAGGUGAAUCAAUUCUUAUUGCCCCUAGAUUUCUUCGAGAUCUUAUUGAUUGAGAAGCAUGCUCGUUUUCCGGGGAAGUAGGUCUAAAAAAAGGUUUUUUUAUUGUUAUAUCUGUUAAUACAACGUCUGGUAUAGGCGUCUUUGAUAAAGGUAACGUUGGAGAAAUUGAUGUAUCACCACCUAUUGGAUCAAGUUUCUUAUUCGGAUGACGCCUUGGUCCACCUUGGGUUUGCUUUAAUUUUCGUAGAGAUUCCAACCUAGCCUCUUCCGUCGCUGAAUUUUUAGAAUCAGAAUUCGCCCGAGCUCUUUGCCGAUCGAGAACAUUCGAUUGAACUUGCGUAUAGAACGUCUCGGAACUCACCUGAGUAGCAGAUAUAUCAAAGGAAACAAAAUUAGGCAUAGGAGAGGACGUUUGAUUACUCCUUGGAGUCAAUUUUUCUUCUUCAAGCUCUUCGUCCGGAUUCAAGAGAAUUGUUUCUAAAUCCUCUUCAUCUUGAUCAUCGCAACUUUUUAUCCGGCGUCUAAAAUGAUUUCUAUAAGCGGAUGCUGGACGUUCUAAUCUCGGAUUUUGAGCUGCCUCGUUCAUGGAUAACAUCGUAUAGCGCACUGCAAAACCUAGUUCAAUAUACUCUCAUAGUAGACGCGUACCUACUGUUCACUAAUGGGUUUUUAUGUUAUUUCUAUUCUUAAAUGUACAUGGUUAUCAGUCAACUAACAGAAGCCGUUCCUGUCGAAUAACAAAUUGGACUCCAAAACUCUAUCCUCUUCAGCUAAUCGAUCAAAUAAGGGAUCGAAAUAGGGUUAUCGAUUGCAACAGCGAUGAGAAUUUCUUUCCCCAUUGUUGAUCUGCAAAACAGACCACCAUGUUAAGAUAAAAGCAAGAGUAACAUGUAAAUAGUAAACAAAGCAACAGUUGUUAAGGCCCUUUGCCUUAUUUAUCCAGUGCUCAUUGGUCAACCAUGUAUAAAUAUACUUCUUCAUGAAUAUGCAUACAAUUAACUUAUAUUUACAUUCUUUCUUAUUUAC
Molecule: messenger RNA, 6821 nt
Organism: Dimorphilus gyrociliatus
Lineage: Eukaryota; Metazoa; Annelida; Polychaeta; Dinophilidae
Source: the annotation of a GenBank genome assembly